Molecule: messenger RNA, 1851 nt
Organism: Penicillium cataractarum
Lineage: Eukaryota; Fungi; Ascomycota; Eurotiomycetes; Eurotiales; Aspergillaceae
Exons: 1
Coding region: 1-1851 (616 amino acids)
Source: RefSeq, a predicted model, not a curated record
AUGGUCAAGAAGAAGACAAACACUAAGAAAAAUUCGCGCCCCUCCGCGCAUGCAGUGAAGUCUGCGGAACCUACUGAGCCAGCUGAGCAUGCUGAGCCUCCUGAGGACGGUGAGGAAAUUCUAACUCAGGAAGAACUCCUCGAGCGCAUUCGAAAGGCCCGCGCCGCAAAGGCUGGAGUGGAGUAUCAACCACCGCCCCCUCAACCCAAGAAAAAGGGUCCUGUGAAGCCGUUCAUCCCCCUCUUCGAUCCUAACCUUCCUCCUGCCGCGUUCCCAAGCCUCCCAACAAUUGGCCAGCCGAUACCUACCGGUACCAGAGAAGGACACUUGCGCCGUGUCAAGGAAGACCGCGAAAGACGUCUUCAAGGUCUUGAUCCUCUCCCUCGUGAGUCAUAUCACCCAGGGCCGAUCUUCAGAAUCAGUGGUCAGGAUGAUGAAGCCGACAUCAAUGAGUCCAAAAACCAGGAACCAGCAAAGAACCAAGACCCCGCGGAUGCCAAUGAAGUCGAUGCUGAGUAUGAAGCACCUGACGGAGCCAAUGUGGACUGGGAAGCCAGAAACACGGAGCUGAACGUGGUCUAUAUGAGGAACAUGGCACACAUGGCUGGCUCUGGACAAAAGAAACCAGCUGGUUCUAAUGACCUGGACCUUGCAAACCGACUGGUUGUCGAGUUCUCAGACAGCGAAGUUGAAACUGAGCAAGAGUCUCGGGUUCCCGAAUGGGGAGAUCUUACUCAGUCUCUCCAAGUAGAGAUCUUGGACAACCUCUUAGAGAAAUACACCUGGGAGGAUGUCGUCAAUAGGCUUGGUCUCAGUCGAAAGCAAGACAAAAAGGCCAGAGAGUACCUGGACCGGUACCAUAAGGUUCUGGAACGCGAGGACGAAGAAUUGAAGAAUAUGAGGGACAAACAGCUCCAAUUCUUGAUGAAGCUCGACUGCACCAACGAUCGGAAUGUGCCCAAAGCGCAUAUUCUUGGUAGGAUUGCCAAAGAAUAUCAAUCGAAAAUCGCCAAUGACCCAGAACAGAAAUUUCUGAAGUACAAGACCAGAGACGUGCGCGCAGCUUGGCAAAUCCUGGAGAAGCGAGGUCUCUCGAAGGAGCUGGCCGGAGACUGCGGCAAUGGCAUUGAAAUACUUCGGCUGGACGAAGAUGAUGAGCCUGUGGCAAAGCGCGUCAAGCGGAGCCAUCCUGUUGUGACUACCGAGGGGUCUUCAAUCAUGCCCAUGAAUUCCUGUCCUACAGAGCCGUUGUCACUGGCUGAGAAGACGGCCGCUAUCAAUAAUGUCUGCCAAGGUAGCUCAAUCGCCCUGCCUGUUGAUACCGUGCACCCAAUGCAGACUUUGCAGAAACAUUGGGAUGACUGGGAGCAGCUCUUCACUGAGCCCGACGAGAACCAGGCCCACCUUGCCCGCGAGAGACGGUUGCAGUUGGCCUUGGGCAAGGACGGUGCGGCUGCUAUCAUGGCCGACCAGGAUGGUCCCACGCUACCAGAACCUCCGGUCACUCAAUACCGGUACAACCAGCGGAUUGAGCAGGCCAAGCUCGAUUCCGAGGCCGAGAAGCGAGCUGCAGGGACAAACGGUCUUCCCUUCACGGCCCGUGAUAUCACGGAGGGAACCUGGGAGCAGAAACUGGAGGCCCGGUACCAGAAGCUGGCCAAUGAUUGCCAGAAGCUCUUCCUCAGCUACGACUCCCGCCCCGAUGUCGAGUAUGAGGAGAACUCAGAGCUGGACGAGGACGCUCUGGAGGAGCUGCUGGAGGAGGCUGGCCAGUUCAAUGAGAACCUCCGGGGUCUCUUGAAGGAUGGGUCCAACUCCCGAUCUGCGGACCCUGAUGUAAACAUGGAGUGA